Scheffersomyces coipomensis is the source of this 1796-nucleotide messenger RNA. RefSeq lists its product as uncharacterized. The coding region runs from base 346 to 1743 and encodes 465 amino acids. The record is from RefSeq and is a predicted model, not a curated record. Lineage: Eukaryota; Fungi; Ascomycota; Pichiomycetes; Serinales; Debaryomycetaceae. Gene Ontology annotation, molecular function: nucleic acid binding; exonuclease activity. The transcript has a single exon. Gene Ontology annotation, cellular component: nucleus.
AUCAAUAACAAUAAUAAUAAUAAUGGUAACAUCCAUCGUGAUAAAAGAAAUAAAUUAGAUAUACCGAGUAAUGGUAGUUCUGAAAGUAAUACCAAUAAGAAAUCAAAAAAAAAACAUAGAACUCCAUCAUUACAAUUUGAUAUUGAAGAAAGUGACAAACGAUUACCAUUCCAUUGUAUACGAGAAUUAGUAUUAAAGGCAUUCAACAGUAGUAGUAAUAAAUCUAAAUGGUUUAGAUUUGAACAUGAGAAUUUUAUACCUAAUGUUGUGUUUUGUUUAGUACCAGGAUUACCAGCAGAUAAAUUUUCCAUUGUGGAUGAUUCAUCUAAAAGUCAAUUAAUUUCAAUGGAAUCGGUGGAGUCUAAUGAAGAUUUAGAUUUCUUUAAUAAUAAUUUCAAACAAUUCAUUCAAACUUCAUGUCCUGGUGGGAAGGAUACUUUAUUCCCUCCAAUCCAAGCUAUAACUAAUAUUCCCUUAACCAAACGAGAAAAGAGUGAUUUAUUAAAUGCUCCUAAGAAUAAAUCAAUUACAAUUUAUGAUUUAUUAUUGACUGAAUCUCAAUUGAUCCAAAAUAAUUAUCCUAUGAGUCUUGAUGAUGAAGAUAAAGUAGAUAAAGGAUGGGUUGAGACCAAGUCAUUUGAACAUGAAGGAUCUCAUAUUUUUGCAUUAGAUUGUGAAUUUUGUCAAUCAAAUAGUGGGAAAGUAUUAACUCGUAUUUCAUUAAUUAAUUUCCAAGGUGAUUUAGUUAUGGAUUUAUUAGUGAAACCUGAUGAAGAAAUUACUGAUUAUUUAACUAAAUAUUCAGGUAUAACAGAAGAACUUUUAAAAGAUGUAACUACCACAUUACAAGAUAUUCAAACCAAACUUCUUGCCAUAAUAUCUGAUGAUGAUAUUUUGAUAGGUCAUUCAUUAGAAUCAGAUUUAAAUGUGAUGAAAAUAAAACAUACUAAGAUAGUCGAUACAUCAGUGAUAUAUGAACAUGUUAGAGGACCACCUCUGAAACCAUCAUUGAAAUGGUUGAGUAAUAAAUUCCUUAAUCGAGCUAUUCAAACUGGUGAAUUGAAUGGCGAUGGGCAUUCAUCAAUUGAAGAUGCUCAAGCAUGUUUGGAUUUAGUUAAAUUGAAAUUCACGGAGGGGAAAUAUUUUGGAUUAAAUGUAGGUGAAAUGUCAUUAUUUAAAAAGAUUAGUAAAGAGUUUAAACAAGAUGAUUUCAAAUCAUUAUUUAUUAAUUAUAGUGAUUAUAAAUAUCAAGAAGCAUAUAAUGAACCAAUUGAGAAUAAAGUUCAAGUGGAAUAUGUUAAUAAUGAUGAUGAAGUGGUUGAAAAAUUUGUUGAAAAUUUCAAUGAAGAUAAAAGAUUCACAAUAUUAACGCUUCGAGAACUUGAAUUUAAUAAUAAUGAUCGAUUUAAUUGUCAAAUUCCUGAACAUUAUAAUGGUAUCCGAGAUAGUAAAAGUGAAGAAGAGAUGAAUGAAUUAUACAAGACUUUGAAUCAACGAUUAACUACAAUUUAUGAACGAUUACCUCAAGAUAGUUUAAUGAUAAUUCAUUCUGUGAUUGGAGAUGCUAAAGAAAUGAUUCGAUUACAGAAUAUUCGAAAGCAAUUUCAAAAAUUAGAACGUGAAGGAGUUGAUGUAACUAAAUUGGCAAGUGAAGAUAGUUGGGAUUUUGAUAAAUUACAAGAAUUAUAUGAAGCAACUACCAAUGCAAAGAAAUCGGUCACUUUUAUAACGUUAAAAGAGUGAUACAAUUCAUUCAAACAAUCAAACAAUCAUAUAUAUAUAUAUAAAUAGAAAUA